UCUCAACACGCAACAACGCCUCUCGCAAGAAUGGAGCAGCCACAGCCCGCGCCGGGCUCUCUGAGCUGGCGUUUGAGCUCGCAUCCAAUAACGCUUUUGACGUUUCUGGCGUUUCGAGUCUCGAGCCUCCUCGUCUACCUGUUCGGCCUGCUCUUCACAAACAACCUGGUCAUGAUCUUCAUCAUCACCAUCCUCCUCCUCGCCGCCGACUUCUACUACCUCAAGAACAUCGCGGGACGUCGACUGGUUGGACUGCGCUGGUGGAACGAGGUAGACCCAUCGACGGGCGACUCGCACUGGGUGUUCGAGAGCAGCGAGCCCGGAACCAAGGUCGUCAACCCCACUGACAGCCGCUUCUUCUGGAUCGCCAUCUACGCACAGCCUUGUUUCUGGAUCGCGCUGGCGCUCGUGGCCGUGCUGACGUUUAAGUUCAUUUGGCUGCCGCUUGUUGCCAUCGCUCUCGUGUUGACGAUCACCAACACUCUCGCGUUCUCGCGGUGCGAUAAGUUCAGCCAAGCGUCAAAUAUCGCCGGGAGCGCCUUUAGCGGAAGCAACCUUGCCGGAAGCAUUGCGACCAAUAUGGUCGGGAGGUUCUUCAGAUGAAACUUGUAGGCACGAGUUUGAUGACGCAACAGCGAACAGGAAGCGCGCCAAUCCCUUCUUUAUAGGAAAGACAUGGUAUCACUGGGGGUUCUGCGAAAACCAGGGCCGUUGCUCUCCAGGCUGUUCUCUAUGUUGUAGGGGCAAUCGGACUCGGGGGUACGCGAGCUUGAAGUUUGUAAAAUUAGGGGCCAGGGGCCAGGGGACAAGGAUCCGGCGUUCAGGCAUGAAGCUUAUUGAGAACGUUUCCCAUACCGCGUGUUUUUGAUUCCCGUGGUUCCCCUUUCGGACCGGUCGGUACUAGCGUCACUGCGGACGGAACGUACAGAGCCAAGUCACAGGUAGCGCAACUGACAAAGCUAGAC
Molecule: messenger RNA, 965 nt
Organism: Chaetomium strumarium
Lineage: Eukaryota; Fungi; Ascomycota; Sordariomycetes; Sordariales; Chaetomiaceae
Exons: 4
Coding region: 31-603 (190 amino acids)
Biological process (GO): vesicle-mediated transport; protein secretion
Cellular component (GO): Golgi membrane
Source: RefSeq, a predicted model, not a curated record